GAUACAGCAAAGUUAUCGUUUUGCUUACUAAUAAUAACGCCUCGUCCUCCAGAGCUAAAGAAAAGGCUUUUCUUAAGGAAAUCAAACUCAUAUCGCAGGGAGGUGGUGACUUCACCUGGGUCCUGCAGCUGCUUCGUGGCCCCGGGGCAGUUUCUCGGCUGGUGCGGCACCGAAGGCGCCUCCCGGCGAGUCCCGGCCUGCGGGCACCUGGGCACCUGGGCAGGUGGGCGGGUCCGCGCUGCGGGUCGCGGACCGCCCCCGUCCCCGGUGCCAGCCCCGUGCCGCCCGCGCCCCCAGCGCCCCCAGGCCGCUCCAGGCCGACCCCGGGCCCCCUCCCCGAGUCUCCACCGCCCCGCACGCUCGGAGCCGAUACCCGGCCUCACCCUCCUCCGGCUCCGGGCCCACUCACACCCGUCUCCGGCUGACCCGGGGCCCUCCCCGCGCCCCCGCCGCCUGGAGCUGCCCGGGCGGGCGGCCGGCGGCCGGUGCGAGGCCCCUCCCCGACGGAGUCGCUCAGCUCGGAGGAAGCGGAGGCGGCGGCAGCGCCGAGACCUCGCCGCGCUCAUGGCGUCGCCCGGACACUCAGAUUUGGGAGAAGUGGCCCCAGAAAUAAAAGCAUCUGACAGACGAACAGCUGUGGCCAUUGCAGAUUUGGAAUGGAGAGAAAUGGAAGGAGAUGACGAUGGUCCGAAUGAGGCUCAGGACAGUGACUUUCCAACAGUGGAGAGGAGCAGACUACAAGAAAUGCUGUCCCUCUUGGGACUAGAGACAUACCAGGCGCAGAAGCUCAGCCUCCAGGACUCCUUGCAGAUCAGCAGUGACAGCAUGAAGAACUGGGCUCCUCACGCUCCCAAAGACUUGCCCUGGAGUUUCCUCAGGAAGCUGCAGGCCCUCAACGCCGAGGCCAGGAACACCACCAUGGUGCUGGACGCGCCCCCGGACGCCAGGCCUGUGGAGAAGGAGAGCCAGGUGGAAGAGGAGACCAUCUACUGGGACACGGCCGAUGACAUCUCUGCGGACAUCUAUUCCUUCUCCGAGCUGCCGACGCCCGACACGCCUGUGAACCCCUUGGACCUUCUCUGUGCCCUCCUGCUUUCCUCAGAUAGUUUCCUGCAACAAGAAAUUGUGCUAAAAAUGUCCCUCUGCCAGUUUGCACUCCCUCUCGUUUUGCCCGACCCAGAAAACCACUACCACACGUUUCUGCUGUGGGCCAUGAGGGGGACUGUGCGGACAUGGGGGUCACAGCCCCCGAGGGCGGUGGGCAGCUUCAGAGAAGACAGCGUGGUCCUGUCCCGAGCGCCCGCCUUCGCCUUCGUGCGCAUGGAGGUCAGCAGCAACUCCAAGUCCCAGCUUCUCAACGCCGUGCUCAGCCCUGGCCACAGGCAGCGGGACUGUUUCUGGCAUCGGGAUCUGAACUUGGGCACCAACCCUCGGGAGAUUGCAGACGGGCUGGUGGAAAUUUCCUGGUUCCUUCCCAGUGGCAGGGAGGACUUGGACAUUUUCCCGGAGCCCGUGGCCUUUCUGAACCUGAGAGGUGACAUCGGCUCUCACUGGCUGCAGUUUAAGCUCUUGACCGAAAUCUCCUCGGCCGUGUUCAUCUUGACUGACAACAUCAGUAAGAAGGAAUACAAACUGCUGUACUCCAUGAAGGGGUCGGCCACGAAAUACUACUUCAUCCUGAGCCCCUACCGUGGGAAGCGAAACACGAACCUGAGGUUUCUGAACAGGUUAAUCCCCGUGCUGAAGAUGGACCACUCGCACGUCCUGGUGAAGGUCAGCAGCACGGACAGCGCGGGCUUCGUGCGCAGGGUCCGCGCCAUCGUGGCACACGUGGCCCGGUCCCCCUGCAGGCGGGUCUCUGUGGAGGACAUGGCGAACGCGGCCCGCAAGCUGGGGCUGAGGGUCGACGAGGACUGUGCCGAGUGUCAGCGGGCGAAGGGCCGGAUGGAGCAGAUCACCAGGAAGAUCAAGGACUCGGACGCCUACCGCCGGGACGAGCUGCGGCUGCAGGGCGACCCGUGGAGAAAGGCGGCCCAGGUGGAGAAGGAGCUCUGCCAGGUCCAGUGGGCGGGGGACCCUCCUGAGAAGUACAGGGCCGAGCUGAGGCAUCGGCUCCUGGAACUUCGGAUGCAGCAGAACGGCCACGACCCUGCCUGGGGGCUCCAGGAGUUCAUCUCGGGCAUCAGCAGCCCGUCUCUGGGCGAGAAGCAGUACUUCCUGAGGUGGAUGGAGUGGGGACUGGCCCGGGCGGCCCAGCCAAGGCCAAGACCGUCUCCGGAGACGACGCUUACCCUGAGACCAAAGCACUGCGGGGCUGUGGACUUCGGCGAGCCGCUCUGGCCCGAGCCCCUGGGGGUGGAGCAUUUCCUGCGGGAGAUGGGGCAGUUCUACGAGGCGGAGAGCUGCCUCGUGGAGGCCGGGAAGCUGCCGGCGGGGCAGAGGCGGUUCGCCCACUUCCCCGGCUUGGCCUUGGAGCUGCUGCUGCGGGGGCUUCCGCUGGAGCUGAUCGACGGGAACACGCUGAGCACGCCCCUGCGCUGGGUCACGGGGCUCCUGAAGGAGCUGCACGUCCGCCUGGAGAGGCGCUCGCGCCUGGUCGUGCUGUCGGCGCUCGGCGUGCCGGGCACAGGCAAGUCCACCCUCCUCAACACCAUGUUUGGGCUGCGGUUUGCCACGGGAAGGGGCCGCGGUCCCCGAGGGGCCUUCAUGCAGCUCCUCACGGUGGCCGAGAGCUUCAGCCAGGACCUGGGCUGUGACCACAUCCUGGUGAUAGACUCCGGGGGCCUGAUCGGCGGGGUCCUGACCGAGGCGGGGGAGAGGUUUGAGCAGGAGGCUUCCCUGGCCACUUUGAUUAUGGGGCUGAGCAACGUCACUGUGGUCAGCUUAGCGGAAACGAGGGACAUUCCGCCGGCUAUCCUGCAUGCGUUUCUGAGGCUGGAGAAAACGGGGCACAUGCCCAACUAUCAGUUCGUGUACCAGAGCCUUCACGACGCGUCCGCCCCCGGCUCCAAGCCGAGGGAGAGGAAGCAGCUCCUGGACCAGCCCAGGGAUGCGAGCAGAGCCACGGUGCAAAUGGAGGAUCAGGGGGGCGGGAUCCGGACGCUGGCCGGCCUGGCCUUUUGUGACCCUGAGAAGCAGCACGUUUGGAACAUCCCUGGCCUGUGGCACGGAGUGCCCCCCAUGGCCGCUGUGAGCUUGGGGUACAGCGAGGCCAUUUUUGAACUGAAGAGGUGCCUGCUGGAGAACAUCCGGAAUGGCCUGUCCAACCAAAACAAAAACGUUCAGCAGCUCAUCGAGCUGGUACGACGGCUGUGACGCCUCGGAAGGAAAGGAGUCCAGCUGCCAGAGGCCCGCCGCGCGCAGCCUGUUCUGAUGCGGGCGUCCACGUGGAGCCGUGCCCGGCUCCUGAGAGGGGAGGAAAGUGACAGACGGGGCUCAGCUCUGGAGCUGCCUACACAGGGUCAGGAGAGGAUGUAACCUCACAGAUCAGCUCAGAGACGCUCCCGGGAGUAUAAGAACCCGGGGGCAGGAGGCGUAGACACAAGCAGUAACUUGUCCUUUGUCUCUGGACUUCGAGGCCCCUGGUGGUUUGGUCUUUUGUACAGCUGCUCCCCACUGUCUGCCUCUGAGUGGAGAGUGGCUCUGGAGCACUGCAGCCCGGGCAGCUGGUACCUAGGACAGGGUUGGGGAGCCGCCCUGAGGAAGCAGAGGUCGGCCUCCCCUCCAGCGAACCUCAGCAUCGGCCUCGGCGACCUGGUCCUGCCCACUGAGGGGAGGGCCCGCUGUGGGCAAGGGCUACCGUGAUACUCUGUGUUGACCGACCCUGCCUCAGGAGGAGUUCCUGUCGGCCCUUUCGCGCCCACAGCGCUUCGUUCACGCCUCUGCUGCAACACUCAACACGCGCAGCGUGACUUACCUGUGCACGUGUCUGCCUCUCCCCUAGACUUGUGAGCUCCUAGAGAGCAGGGGCUGUACACUACCCAACUUUGUACCCCCGGGGCCUGGCGCACUGCAGGCACUUAAUAAAUGUGUGUUGGAUGAAUGAAACUAGUGAAUGCACAAAUGACAGUAAUGGGCAGUUUCGGCUCUGUCCCUUAAUUUUUCUGUUUCCUCCAAGAGGAUCACGGUGUCUGUCGGAGGGGGUUGCUUACUAGAACAUCUGAAAUAGCGGACACCUGAGAGACGUGUCUUUAAAAAUGCCACCACGUCCCCUCUCUUUAAGCGGAGAUCCAUUCUUCAGGCUGUUACGGGAAAACAGAACUAAGUAUCUUCACAGGGGCUCCAAAAUAGCUCCAUCCUUACCCCGUUUUAGAGACGAGGCAAGGAGGCCUAGAGCAGUUCAGCAGCUCGCCCAGCCCACAGACCCGCGUCGGCAGAGGGGAGGUGAUGGGGACGCCGGUGCCCUCAGCUCUGCGCCUCUGCUUCCCGGCCGUUCAUCUUCCCCAGACUUCCACAGCGUCCAGGCUCACCCGCAGCCUUGCCCCUGGGUGUCGGCCCUCCAUCUCACUUCCGUGCCUCCAGGGCCAGGCCUCCUCCCUGACAUCCUCCGUGGCCCACUUGACACCAUGAGCCAGAGCGUGGAGCGCCGCCUCUGGCGAGUCUCCAGCCGGAAUCUCUGUCUGUGCUGGCCCUUACCAAGGGCCAGGGUCACCCCUCUGUGCCUCAGACCCCAAUCGCAGCUGUGUCACUAGUUCUGGGAAUCUCUGCUUGGGCCCUAGGGCCUCCUCCCCUCUGUAUUUUGUGAUUUCGGGACAAUCAGGCCCCCCGGGUGGUAACCAGGAGCUUCUCUCUAUUCCUUGAACGCCUCCUCCCUCCCAGGCUCGGAAAGGGAGCCCUCCGGACUGGAACCCGUGUUUGGGUGCCCAGGCUCCUCAGCCCCUUCUCUGGCCCCAGCAUGCUCCCCCGAUAUUCAGAAAGUUGCCCCUGUGUUCCAGGAACCCGGCUCUGAUGUGUGAAACGGAGGCU
Messenger RNA from Balaenoptera acutorostrata (minke whale), 4965 nucleotides. It is a transcript of the gene URGCP, whose product is annotated as upregulator of cell proliferation. The transcript is spliced from 5 exons. The coding region runs from base 565 to 3315 and encodes 916 amino acids. The record is from RefSeq and is a predicted model, not a curated record. Gene Ontology annotation, molecular function: GTP binding. NCBI's taxonomy places the organism in Eukaryota, Metazoa, Chordata, Mammalia, Artiodactyla, Balaenopteridae.